AUGGCGGAAAAUGCAUCACUUGCCUAUUAUAACAGAGUUUGUUUUUUAAAUAUUCAUAAAGAACAUGGACCUUGGAUUGGUUUAAGAGCUGUAAUUACUCUUGAUAUGAAAGGUCCUCCUAAUUCUUCUCAAUUAUUUCCUGAAUUAAAAAAUCCUUAUCCUGAAGGUGAUAAAUUGUUGGAAAGUAAGAUGCAAGAAAUUUUUGGUUCAAUGAAUCAUCAUUAUCAUCAACAACCGGAUAAUCCUGAUGGAAACAACUUUUUGGAUAUGAAAUUGGAAAUAAAAAAUGAAUGGUAUAAAUUUGUUGAAUUGAGAGAUAUUGCUUCUGGAUUCAUGAAUAAAAAAUCGCUAGAUAAUUGGCGAUAUUCGGAAGAUCAAAUGGAAUAUCAUUAUACAAAUAGUAUUGAAUUUUUAAACAAAUUAAUUAAUUUAACGCGUAAAGAAAAUUAA
This is a messenger RNA of Funneliformis geosporum, 450 nucleotides long. The record is from the annotation of a GenBank genome assembly. NCBI's taxonomy places the organism in Eukaryota, Fungi, Glomeromycota, Glomeromycetes, Glomerales, Glomeraceae.